AUGGGCGGAUAUGACGAUUGCACCCGUGUCCAGCUCAAUGGUGUUCGUGGGCUUGUUCGAAUGGAUCGUUUGCCAGAUUCCCAACAAUGCAAAUACAUCGAUGGUACUGAAUCAAUGUUGUAUCGCAAUUUGGAAGAAAGCAUGUGUCGGAUGACUUUGACAGAUAUCAAUAUCCCAACAACAGUGUCAACGUCCCACUUCAUGCCAGAUGAUUUGCGUGCGAUUGUUGAAACCGCCUGGACAGCAUGCACUCAAGAUCCCUCAGGAGAAAUGUUGGGGUCCGAACUAGUCCAGAGUCCAGUAAGCGUACAAUCAAGUAGCCGAUCAUUCUCUCCGACUGCGGAUACUGUGAAACCUAACGAUUCACUCGAACAUAUAUUGUCCAUCCUGAAAGCGCAUACCCACACAUCAACCUCAGUCACUUGUCAGUCCCCAGGCCGUGUUCUGCUCCCACAUAACGUAAUCUCAUGUGAAACUAGUCGGGGUGAUUCAAAUAGUCCGUGGGAUGGUUUCCACGAUUCAGCAUCCCACAACACUUGUAUUCGACCUAAGAUGCGACCCUUGUUACGUCAGCGGGAAUCCUACAUUACACCUGUUGGUCGAGUGAACCACAUAGACUUCAUGACAGCACCCAGUCGUGCAUCAACUCCACUACCUGCUGUCCCCAAACCGAUGCAGGUACACCGGCGUCAAAUUGCGCCUCGUAAGCAAGAUGCGAUAUACAAUGCCCGGUACAAAACACAACCCUGUCUACACUAUCAAAAAUACAAACGGUGCCCAUUGGGGGACAACUGUCAUUUUGCCCAUGGACCCGAAGAAUUGCUACACCCACAAAUGCAUCCGAAGUACCGUACGAGAGUUUGUCUCAAUUAUGCCCAGACUGGCGUUUGUCCUUUUGGCAAGCACUGUUAUUUUCUUCAUGCAAGCCCAAGUCCUCAUCUCUAUCAGUCUUCCAAAGACGCGAACUCCGAGCUGCUCAUGUGUCCAAAUUUAUCGGUCCGGUUGGACCAGCGACAUACAGUGUGCGGAACUUAA
Messenger RNA from Echinostoma caproni, 1035 nucleotides. Lineage: Eukaryota; Metazoa; Platyhelminthes; Trematoda; Plagiorchiida; Echinostomatidae. The record is from the annotation of a GenBank genome assembly.